AUGGCGGGUUCUCUGGGUUCCCUGGUUGUGGCAGGUGGAGGAGAGAGCAGCGACAGCGAAGAAGACUACUGGGAUAUAGGGUACAUGGAUCGGGCGCCUCAGACAAUGAAAGGGUCAUCAGUAACUGAAGAAAAAGAUGAAACCUUUAAAAAAGCUUUGACUUCAGGAGAUACUUCACUGGUUGAAGAACUUCUUAAUUCUGGAAUGAAUGUGGAAUCCAACUUUCAUUUUGGAUGGACUCCUCUUAUGUAUGCUGCUAAUAUUGCUAAUGUGGAGUUGGUGCGUAUCUUGUUGGACAGAGGGGCUAAUGCAAGCUUUGAUAAGGAUCAGUAUACUAUUUUGAUGGCUGCAUGUUCUGCACGUGCUUCAGAGGGUCAGAUUUUAAAGAGUGUAGAAUUGCUACUUUCAAGAAAUGCUAACCCAAAUGUUGCUUGCAGAAAAUGUAUGACUCCAAUCAUGUAUGCAGCACGAGAAGGCCAUCCUCAGGUUGUUGCUCUCCUUGUUGCUCAUGGAGCAGAAAUAAAUGCCCAAGAUGAAAAUGGUUAUACAGCCUUAAUGUGGGCAGCACGUCAGGGUCAUAAAAGUGUAGUUUUGAAGUUGCUUGAACUGGGAGCUAAUAAAACAAUACAAACUAAAGAUGGAAAGACAGCAGGAGAGAUUGCUAAAAGAAAUAAACAUCCAGAGCUCUUCACUUUACUUUCUUUGACUGUGAACCCAUUGCAAGGAAAGCUCCAACAUUUAACUAAAGAGGAAGCUAUAUGUAGACUUUUGACAACAGAUGGUGAGACUGGAAAAGACCACAAAUUUAGUUCAUAUACAGCUUUUGGUGAUCUUGAACUAUUUUUACAUGGACUUGGACUUGAGCAUAUGACAGAAUUACUAAAGGAAAGAGAGAUCACCUUACGGCAGCUUCUGACAAUGAGAAAGGAAGACUUUACAGAGAAUGGAAUUACUAAUAUUAGAGACCAACAAAAAAUUCUGGAUGCUGUUAAAGAAUUACAGGUAGAGGAGAUAAAAUUUGGAGAGUUGACUGAAGUGAUAAACUUGGAAAUCAGCGGUGAUGAGUUCCUCAAUUUCCUACUGAAAUUAAACAAACAGUGUGGUCAUUUAACUACAGCAGUGCAGAACAUAAUUAACCAGUUACCAGUAAAUUCUCAUAAGAUAGUACUAGAAUGGGGAUCUUCCCAAAGGUUUACAUCAGUUUGUGAAAAUUUAGUUGGUAAUGUUGAAGAUCUGGGUGAAGAAGUCUGUAAACUUAAAGACUUAAUUCAGAAGUUGCAAAAUGACCAGAAAAAUGAUCCCUGCCGUGUACCACCCAUAGAAACAUUUUCUACUUGGAACAGCAAAUUUUUGAAGAGAGCAACAUUCACAGUAUGCGGAUUUGGGUUUCUCCUCUUCAUUUGCAAGCUAACUUUUCAGAAAAGCUGA
Molecule: messenger RNA, 1428 nt
Organism: Gracilinanus agilis (Agile Gracile Mouse Opossum)
Lineage: Eukaryota; Metazoa; Chordata; Mammalia; Didelphimorphia; Didelphidae
Gene: ASZ1
Product: ankyrin repeat, SAM and basic leucine zipper domain containing 1
Exons: 13
Coding region: 1-1428 (475 amino acids)
Biological process (GO): piRNA processing
Cellular component (GO): pi-body
Molecular function (GO): protein binding
Source: RefSeq, a predicted model, not a curated record